Prunus armeniaca (apricot) is the source of this 459-nucleotide messenger RNA. NCBI's taxonomy places the organism in Eukaryota, Viridiplantae, Streptophyta, Magnoliopsida, Rosales, Rosaceae. The record is from the annotation of a GenBank genome assembly.
AUGUCUUCAGUGUUGGGCUCACAAGGGGUGGUCUUGGCCACAGCCAUGGCGGUCUCUGGCACUGUCAUCCUCCUAGCUCUUCGCCUACAGAAAUCCUUGCCCAAUUCUCACUUCCCAGUUGACGAAAUCAACCAGUCCUCACCUCAAAUUCUACGAUCUUGUAUAUCUUCUGAAGGAAAGAAGAGGAGGAAGAAGAACAAAAGGGUGCACUUUGCAGAGGAUGUGGUGGAUCCAAGUGGAGAUGGUCAGGAGUUUAGAAGGCAGCAUCAGAUAAUUACCUCCACUUCUUCCAAUUCUUCUUCUUCUUGCUUGUCGGCAUCUUCAACUUCAUCUACAGUACUGAAUUUUAAAAAGACAAGGGCCCAAAAAUUCAAAGCACCAAUGCCUGCUAACCGCGCGGCUCUCUACAAUGGAAUUCUCAGGGAUCGUGUGGUUCACCGAUUGGCCUACUCAUACUGA